Sander lucioperca (pikeperch) is the source of this 666-nucleotide messenger RNA. RefSeq names its product yrdC domain-containing protein, mitochondrial-like. NCBI's taxonomy places the organism in Eukaryota, Metazoa, Chordata, Actinopteri, Perciformes, Percidae. Gene Ontology annotation, biological process: regulation of translational fidelity. The transcript has 4 exons. Gene Ontology annotation, cellular component: cytoplasm. The coding region runs from base 31 to 486 and encodes 151 amino acids. The record is from RefSeq and is a predicted model, not a curated record. Gene Ontology annotation, molecular function: double-stranded RNA binding; nucleotidyltransferase activity; tRNA binding.
AACCUGGUUUUGCUGUUUCUAACAGCAGUCAUGGAGGUUGUUCUGGUCUGUUUCCUGCUUUCCACUCUGCAGCGACUGCCUUAUGAGCUUGAAAUUGCCAUGCUUGAACUACUUUCAACAAUUUGUAUAUAUGGAGCUCUGGCGUCACUGGUGAACUGUAUCUUCUCACAAAGACUGCUACCUAUGGGCCCUCCCUUAAGAAAGGAGAAAGUGAAGCAGGAAUCUGCUCCGGAGGUUCCCUGUCCUGUGGCUAAUUCCCGACUCACCAGUGGUCUCCUGAAGAUCGCUGGCCUACUGAAAGAAGGAGGAGUGUGUGGUAUUCCCACAGACACUGUGUAUGCCCUGGCUGCCUCCUGCAAGAAUCCUCAAGCUAUAGAGAAAAUAUACAAUAUUAAAGACAGACCAGCAGAGAAGCCCAUCUGCAUUUGCAUCUCUAACGUGGAGCAGCUGGUGGCAGCCAAGCCUCCCUUCAGCCCUCUGCUCUAGGAGUUUAUGAGGAAUGUGUAUCCAGGCGGCAUCUGCUGCAUCGUCAGCAAAGGAGACUGGCUGUUCAAACUAGGUAAACUGUUCAGUUUAAAUGUUACUGGGUUCAGUUUUCAACUUUUUCCAGAUUAUUAAUAUUAAUUAUCAGUAUUCAGCGCAGUUUUAAUUUAUACUGUGUAGGAG